AUGACUUCAUCCCGUCAGAAGCACCCAGGCCUCACGGUAGCUUCUCCCCUCGACACCGGGGCCAUGCCCGCCGCCCGCACCCCCAGUCGGUCACACCGGCACGUGCGCGGGCCGGGCCCCCGGCCCAGCUCCCCCGGCAGCCGCCGGCACACGCCGGACACCCCCGGUGCCCUGCCCGACGCCACCCCCGCGGGGCCCGGCCUGCCGGCUCCUCCGCCGCGCGGGGCCUGGCCCGUGUCAGCGCGGCCCUCUCCGCUCCCCCGCCGGGAGGGCCCGGCGGUGCCCGCUCGCUGCCUGGAGCGCACCCGCCGACCCGCCGCGGGCCCCGCUCGCUGCUGCUCGCGGGCGCCGCAGCCCCGGCCCCGGUCCGCCCGCUCAGCCCCUUCCCCCUCUCCGCCCCGGCCCCUCUCUGUGUACCUGCGGGCCCGGCGUCCCCCGGCGCCCGGCGGCGCUGCGGGGCCCGGCGCGGGUGCGGGGGGUGCUGGCUGGGGCUCAGGCGCGCGCCGCCCCGCGCUGGCCGCCGCCGGCCGCCGCCGCCGCCCGGUCGCGCACUCGGAGCGCCGCCAGCAGCGCGGACAUGUUGGAGCCGCCGUGCCCCCGCCCGCGUCACCGCGCUCCGCACGGGCGGCACCGCCGAGUCCGCCCCGGCCCGCCCCCCACCGCUACCCAUUGGCCGUCCGCCCCGCCGGCACCUCCCCUCCUCGCUGCCAUUGGCGAUCCGUGAGCCGCUCACCCGACGGCCCCGCCCAAACGUCUUUCCCUGAUUGGGUCUCCCCGCUUCGUUUUGACGCCAGCGAACGGACUCGGUCUUUCUCCGCACUUUUUUUUCAUAACCGGCCUCGCAGCCUCGGGGUAGAGCUGACGGAACCGUCUGUCAGCGAGCGUCCUCGCCCCUCCCCGCCUCCCUCCCGCCGCCACAUCCCCUUCCUCCCGGCGGCGCGGUUUGCCUGCAGGCCAUUGGCUCCCACCGCCGCCACUCCUGGACCCUCUCUCGCCCCCGCCGCCGCUCUGCCAAGUGGGCGGGAACCGGCCCGCGGGUACCUUCUCCUGAUUGGCCGCCGCCCCUGCCAGUCAGGCGGAGCCGGCGGAGCCGCAGAGCGCAGCCCGGCCCGCGCGCGGCGCCGCUCCGCACUCCGAUUGGUCGCGGGGCGGGCGAGAGGCGCGCGACCUCCCCCGUGCCCCACGGAGGGCGGUGGCGAGUACCCGUAUGUGCGCGCGAUGACAUCACCGCCAGCCAAUCAGCGCGCGCGGGGGUCGGGCUCCCGCCCGCGCUCGCGGGAGCCGCUGCGCCUCGCGCGCCCCGGGGGAUUGGAAGCUGGAAGCGGGAGGCGGGAUCGCCGCCGGCCCCGGGACGGUGUGGGGGCUGCCGGUGCUACCGCAGCAAAGAGCAAGGCUGGAGGUGUCUCGGCCCUUCGUGUUCCCGUCCGCCGGCGGGGCUCGAGCGACGGCCCCGCGCGAGUGCCCAUCGGAGGCGUCUCGGGGCCGCCCUGGGUGCCCCACCGAGCCCCGCCUGAAGAGUAG
This is a messenger RNA of Pseudopipra pipra, 1521 nucleotides long. RefSeq names its product basic proline-rich protein-like. The record is from RefSeq and is a predicted model, not a curated record. The coding region runs from base 1 to 1521 and encodes 506 amino acids. The transcript is spliced from 2 exons. Lineage: Eukaryota; Metazoa; Chordata; Aves; Passeriformes; Pipridae.